Molecule: messenger RNA, 3726 nt
Organism: Cryptomeria japonica (Japanese cedar)
Lineage: Eukaryota; Viridiplantae; Streptophyta; Pinopsida; Cupressales; Cupressaceae
Product: golgin candidate 6
Exons: 19
Coding region: 386-3220 (944 amino acids)
Biological process (GO): endoplasmic reticulum to Golgi vesicle-mediated transport; transcytosis; vesicle fusion with Golgi apparatus
Cellular component (GO): Golgi membrane; ER to Golgi transport vesicle membrane; cytoplasm
Source: RefSeq, a predicted model, not a curated record
ACGUUUCUCUCUUUACCUAUUUCACAUCAAGCUUGAAUGUGACUCUCAAAUAGGAAAGGAACCUUUAUGAAAAUCCCUCCAUCCAAGUGUAGAUUAUAAUCUGUAAAUUCAUGUCCACAUGACACGUGGCCUAAACCCUACUCUUUGAAUGGAUACAACUCACCAAAGCUAAACAUGGGUUCAUUUUUUGACCUCAUCUAAUAGGAGGGGCCCUCGACACGCCAGCGGAUGACGUACGCCUGCAAACACCUGUAUUCGGGAAAAAGAAAUUUGGUCACUAUAUUGCCUGGGUGUCUUGCUCGCGGUAAUAAUUUUGUGAAUUUUUGCUCGUCUCUCUGGUUUAGGGUUCGACUCCACAGGAACUGAAAUUCGCCAAAUUAUACGCAUGGCAUUCAAAAUUGGCCCCAUAAAUCUUAACGCCAUUGCUCAGGGGGUUGGAGGACUUGCAUUUGGAAGUGGGGAUCAUGGAUCCGAAGAUGAUGAUAGUGGUGUUGAACGCCUGCUUGAUCGCAUUAGCAAUGGUGUUUUAGCUGAUGAUCGCCGUGCUGCAGUUGCAGAGCUCCAGGCUGUUGUAGCAGAAAGUGUUUCAGCACAACUUGCCUUUGGUGCAAUGGGUUUCCCAGUGCUUAUGUCUGUUUUAAAGGAAGAGCGCGAUGAUGUGGAAAUGGUCAGAGGUGCACUUGAAACACUUGUAAAUGCAUUGACUCCUAUUGAAAGCACACCUGGAGUAUUUAAUGAAGUUCAACCAGCAUCAUUGAAUUCUGAAUUGCUGUCCAGGGAGGCAGAAAGUAUUUCUCUUUUAUUGAGUUUACUGGCAGAGGAUGACUUUUACAUGAGAUAUUAUACCCUGCAGUUGUUGACAGCCCUGAUUACAAAUUGCCGUACUAGGUUGCAAGAAGCAAUUUUGGCAACACCCCGUGGAUUGACACGCCUAAUGGAUAUGCUAAUGGACCGUGAGGUUAUAAGGAAUGAAGCGUUAUUACUUCUGACCUUUCUGACUCGUGAUGCUGAGGAAAUUCAGAAGAUAGUUGUUUUUGAAGGUGCUUUUGAGAAAAUCUUCAAUAUCAUCAAAGAGGAGGGUGGCUCUGAAGGGGGGAUUGUUGUGCAGGAUUGUCUUGAGCUACUCAACAAUCUUCUUCGAAACAAUCCAACAAAUCAGAUUUUAUUGAGAGAGACAAUAGGGCUGCAAUCUGUGGUAUCCCUUAUAAAGCUUCGUAAAGGUAUUGCUGAUAGUUUCACACAACAAAAGACUGUGAAUUUGCUAGGAGCAUUAGAGACUGUUGCAUUGCUUUUAGCUGGAAGUUCAGAUGUGGAACCUACAAAGGAUGCAAAUAGAAUAGCCAAUCAGACAGUGUUUUCCCAGAAUAAACUCUUGGACCAUCUUUUGAUGUUGAGUGUUGAAAGUAGAUGGGCUGCAAUUGUAGUUCGUUGUGCGGCAUUAAGGUGCAUUGGGGACUUGAUUCUUGGGCAUGCUCAGAACCGUGAUGCUCUUGGCAGUAAACUUCUUGGGGAGGAUCCAGAUGUAGAACCUGCUCUUAAUUCCAUUCUGAGGAUAUUCCUUCGCACAUCAAGCCUACAAGAGUGUAUUGCAGCUGAAUUUGUUUUCAAGUGCUUUUGUGAGGGCAACCCAGAUGGACAGAUGAUGCUAGCAUCCACCAUUACUCCUUUACCACAAUCAAGUUUGCAUGGUGGAAAAAUCAUUGAAGAUGCCAAUCGAGUGUCAUUUGGAAGUAUCCUUGUUCAGGCCCUUAUUUCAAGUGAAGGUCAAAAUGAUCUUGAGGCAAGCUGCAGGGCUGCAAGUAUUUUAUCUCAUAUCCUGAAAGAUAAUGUGCAGUGCAAAGAACGGGUGCUUCGUAUCCAACUUGAAAUUCCAGUUUCAGCCUUAUCAACACCAGAGCUUCUCAUGCCUCGUAUUGUUAAAUAUCUCGCAGUUGCAUCUCCAAUAUCACACAAGCAAGAGACCCAUGACCACAUGAUAUCCAAUAAAAAAUCAAUAUGGCUACAGCCCGUACUUUUGAGGCUCUUGGUUACUUGGCUUGCAGAUUGCCCAGAUGCUGUGAAUUGUUUUCUUGAAUCACCUGCACAUCUAACAUACAUGAUAGAGUUGGUUUUGAGCCGUAGCUCUGCAGCAAGUGUUCAUGUCGCUGGCUUGGCAGCUGUUCUUUUAGGUGAGUGUAUUGUGUUCAACAAAGCAGCCAAGGACAACAGAGAUGCCUUCAUGGUAGUUGAUGCCAUCAGCCAAAGGAUUGGACUCACAGCCUAUUUCCAUAUUUGGGAGGAAAUGCAAAUCAGUCCAUUGUUUAUAUCAGCAGCUUCUGCAUCACGGCUUCCAAAACCAUUGACAAGAUCAACAGCUGCUGAAGUUGUUGGUGUUUCAGAUGCACAAGAUGGAGAACAACCGUUUGAGACUGAUGAAAGCAGAACAAGCCCUGUUGAUCCCUUGUUGACUUCAUUUUAUGAUUCAGCGUUUGUUAGCUUUAUUAAACACCUGGAACCUUUUGUAAGAGAAAAGAUUGUAGAGCUUUUCAGCCGUCCCAAGAGUAAGGUUACAAUAAUUCCAGCAAGUUUGGACAAGAAAAAUGGAGAGAGUGACAGUGACUAUAUUAUACGGUUAAAGUCAUUUAUGGAAAAACAGUGCCACGAGAUGCAGGAACUUCUUGGCCGAAAUGCUGCUUUAGCUGAUGACCUUGCAAAAACAAAAGGUGAUUCCAACUCAUUUAUAAGAGGACAUAACAGUGCAAUGCAAGGGACUGUAAAUGGGAUCACUUCAAGACUUGAAGCUGAUAAUCUUAGGCAGGAACUUCAGGAAACUCGAAAUAGAGUUGAAACACUGAAAGCUGAAAAAAGGAAAUGUGAAGAUGAGAUCUCAACUUACAAACAGCUGGCUGUAAAAUAUGAAGCAGAUCUGAAGAGCUUGUCUGAUGCAUAUAACAGUCUGGAGCAAGCCAACUUUCACCUUGAGUUGGAAGUGAAGAGAGCGAGAGGUGGUAAUGAGUCCAUACUACCAGAUCUUGAAGCAGUUCGUGAAGAGGGAAGACAGGAAGCACAGAAGGAGAGUGAAGCUGAAUUGAAUGACUUACUGGUUUGUCUGGGUCAAGAACAGAGUAAAGUGGAGAAACUAAGUUCAAGACUGGCAGAAUUAGGUGAGGAUGUUGAUGUCUUACUUGAGAAUAUUGGUGAUGAAGGUGAAGUUCAAGGGGAUGAUGAGGAAGAGGACUAGGAUUCAAAUGAAUUCUUUAUUUGUUUUCAUCCUAAAAAUGUCGUAAGGUUGCUCAAAUUUGGAAUUCUUUCGCAGCUUUCUUCAACCAUUGGAAGUUGGGGUUCAAUUGUGAUAUCUUUUAUCAUACACGAUCUUAUGCCUAUCAGGCUUAUGUAUAUUAGGCAUGUUAUUUUGGACGAACAUAUUUACAAAUAAACAUUUAUGGAUGUCCCUUUACAUCCUUGAUUCUUUGUUUACGUUGGUACAGGCUUUAACCUACCAAAGUUCCAUUGAGGCCUGAACAAUUGGUCUAAUUUAAACACUUUCUAAGGUUUUGCCAUUUUGCCUCCUGUAAAUAUGCAAAAUUGUCAAUUAAGAUCAUCAACUAUAUGCCAAAUCAGGCAUUCCACCAUCUCUCUGAUGGUUAUAUUUACCCUUUCAAAUGACAUGGUUUGAAGAGUGUCGAUGGUUUUUUGACUCUGAUUUUUUUCUCAUUGCAUUUAAAAUAAAAAUGAAUAUUCUGUUCA